CAAAUCACUCUCUGCUCUUCAAAGUUGGAAGUUGGAACUUGAUAUUUUGAUAGUAGCGGCGAGCGGCGAGCGACGAGCGACGAGAGGGUGUUUCGUUUCCUGCCAUCGAGCGGUUGUGUUGACUGUUGAGCAUGAGCAGUCGAUCAGAAGAGUAGACUAAAAGGAAAUUAAGAGGUUAUCUGGCGGAAUCGGAAUGGGUGCUCUGGAUCAUUUAUCUGAUCUUUUUUAUUGCACUUCCCGCAGCAAGAAGAAGUUCAAGAAUCGCAAGCAAUUACAGACUGUGGAGAUAAAGGUGAAGAUGGACUGUGAGGGGUGCGAGAGGAAAGUGAAGAAGGCAGUAGAAGGGAUGAAAGGGGUGACACAAGUAGAAGUAGAGCCAAAGCAAAGCAAGGUUACAGUGAUAGGGUACGUAGAACCGAAGAAGGUACUGAAGCGAAUACAAGCAACAGGGAAGAAGGCCGAGUUCUGGCCCUACGUCCCAUACGAUGUGGUGCCACAUCCCUACGCACCUGGGGCCUACGACAAGAAGGCCCCACCAGGGUACGUGCGGAAUGUUCUACAGGACCCUGUGGCUUCCAAGUUGGCACGUGCCAGCACCAUGGAAGAGCGCUAUUCCUCUGCCUUCAGCGACGAUAACCCGAACUCCUGUGCCGUUAUGUAAACCAUAAAACCCUGUUCAUCGUGUUUCGUAUAGCCUAGACAUUGAUCAAAGAUUAACUGCGGGUAAUUAAUAGCCUAAUUCGGGGGGAUGGUCUGUGUGUAUGCAUGAUUGAAUUGUAUGUACUAUGUGGAAUGGAUGAUGAUUUUGAUAUGUAGUUGGAACUUGGAUGUUUGUUUCGGACGGUCCUGCUGGGCCGACUGUUUAGUUGUUUCAUUUUUUCAAUCACUGUGUUCUAGAGGGCUUGGUUUUCAGUUUGGAUUUUUCAAACACUGUACUCUAUCAUGUUUAGUUGUUUCGUUUGUAUGAAUGAGAUGAAUCAUUAUUGCAAUUCUGCAUCA
This is a messenger RNA of Nelumbo nucifera (sacred lotus), 999 nucleotides long. Its product is annotated as heavy metal-associated isoprenylated plant protein 27-like. The record is from RefSeq and is a predicted model, not a curated record. Gene Ontology annotation, molecular function: metal ion binding. NCBI's taxonomy places the organism in Eukaryota, Viridiplantae, Streptophyta, Magnoliopsida, Proteales, Nelumbonaceae.